Messenger RNA from Nerophis lumbriciformis (worm pipefish), 1944 nucleotides. Lineage: Eukaryota; Metazoa; Chordata; Actinopteri; Syngnathiformes; Syngnathidae. The record is from RefSeq and is a predicted model, not a curated record.
AUGAUUUCUGCUAAGAAAACUCCGGAGAAGAGUCGCUAUCCAAUGCACUAUCUGGUGUGGCACAACAAGCACCGGCAGCUGGAAAAAGAGCUGACAGCCAACGAACAGACUGAUUUAGAGUCUCUGGACCCCCGGGGCCGAACUCCUCUACAUCUGGCUGUCACAUUGGGCCACCUGGACUGUGCCAGAGUUCUGCUGCAACAUGGCGCCGAUGUCAGUAAGGAGAACCGCAACGGCUGGACUGUUCUUCAGGAGGCAGUCAGUACUCGAGAUCCGGAACUUGUGCGGCUUGUACUGCGUUUCCGUGACUACCAGAGGACUGCGAAGAGACUUGCGGGCAUCCCCGUCCUGCUAGAACGACUACGCCAAGCCCAGGAUUUCUAUGUAGAGAUGAAAUGGGAGUUUACCAGCUGGGUGCCCCUGGUGUCGCGUAUCUGCCCUAGUGACACCUAUAGAGUGUGGAAGAGUGGUCAGUGUCUCCGCGUUGACACGACUCUCACUGGAUUUGAGCAGAUGACCUGGCAGAGAGGAAAUCGGAGCUUCAUUUUCAGGGGGCAAGACUCAAACGCAGAAGUGAUCGAGGUCGACCAUGACAGGCAGCUGGUGUUCUGUGAGACCCUGUGUGUCUCAUCACUCACGGCGCUUUCGCCUGCCCGGGGCAAAGGUGCCGCCUGUGGCAGUACGGCAGCAGGUUUGAGCCUGCUGGGGGGAGUGCAGCCCAGUGAUGAGCAGGUAGCGGCCCGACUGUCUGCCGCUGUGGUGACCACUCAGCUGGAUACCCGCAACAUUGCCUUUGAGAGGAACAAGACAGGCAUACUGGGCUGGAGGAGCGAGAAGACUGAGACAGUGAACGGAUAUGAAGCCAAGGUGUAUGCUGCAUCAAAUGUAGAGCUGAUCACCAGGACCAGAACAGACCACUUGUCAGACCAGAACAAGAACAAGAUUAAAGGCGGGAAGACUCCCCUCCAGAACUUCCUCGGGAUUGCAGAGCAGCACAUGGGCCCGAACAACGGGGCCCUGGUGACCCAAAUGUCAACCCCGGCGGUGACCAACCCUGCAGCGCUCACUGCUGAGGAAUACUUCAACCCAGGCUUGUCUCCCACACUGAGGGACAUCGGCCACCCGUGCCAACUCACCACCAAGACCCAGAGAUUCAAAGCAAAGCUCUGGCUGUGCGAGUCCCAUCCUCUGUCACUGGCAGAACAAGUGGCGCCUAUCAUCGACCUUAUGGCCAUAUCCAACGCCCUGUUCGCCAAGUUGCGUGACUUCAUCAUGCUGCGCUUGCCACCCGGCUUUCCCGUCAAGAUCGAGAUCCCGCUCUAUCACAUCCUGAAUGCCAGGAUCAGCUUCAGCAACCUGAAUGGCUGCGAGGAGGGGGCAAGCCCACGCCCUGACAAUGAAGCCACAGUGGAGGGGGGCGGACAAAAGUAUACCCUUAGGACGGAUACUCCGUCGCCCGGCAGCGAUUCAUCCAGCGUUUCCAGUUCCAGCUCCACCAUGUCAUGUCGAGCCGGAGAGAUCCCCCCCUGUGUGUUUGAGCCCCCGUCUGGAUACACUGUGCUCGGGGGCAAACAGAGAGACAGCAUGAGGGAGGAGGAGGAGGACCUGCUGCAGUUUGCAAUUCAACAGAGUCUGCUGGAAGCCGGCUCGGAAUACGAUCAGGUGACCAUCUGGGAGGCACUGACCAAUAGCAAGCCAGGAACGCAUCCCUUGUCUUGUGAUCCAAGUCGCCUAGAAAGGAUGCCUCAAAGGAAGCCUCGCUCCCCCUCCAGCGUAUCCUCCACUCCCUCCAAGAAGCAGCAGUCCACCACCUGCAGCUACGAUGAGCAGCUACGCAUCGCCAUGGAAAUGUCAGCUCGAGAGCAGCAGCAAGCGGAGCUCCGGCGACGGAAAGAGGAGGAAGAACUGCUGCACAUCAUCCAGCUGUCACUCAUGGAGAAGUGA